UUGCACAAUUAGUUAUAACGAAUUCAGUUUUCGCUCGUUUUUACGAAGCUGUCGAAACGCUGUGGUCGAAAUAAUUGUAGGAAGUAUAGUUGAGAGAAGAAGGAGAAGACGAAGGAGACAAACAAGUUACUUUAACGCUUCAUGACACUGAUUUUACUUUAAACUUGAAACUUGUGUCUACGGAGCAAAUUUUCAAUUCUAUUAUAACACGGGACGAAGAAACACUGCCCAAAGUCACAUUCGAUCGCGCUUUGGUACACAAUACGAGUAUUCUGGUCACCUUCGACAGGAAAACAUCAAGUGGUACGGAAUUCGAGUGGACAGAGUGUAAAUGAAAGUUGAUAAAUUGAGACGAAAGCUGAGAGAAGCGAUGCGGCUGUUGAAUGUUGACAAAUUUUAACCAACACCGGCAUACGGUAGAAAAAACGUGACUUUAGUGGAGGUUAAAAAUUCAGUGAACGUCACUGUUCGACUCUCGGGGUCGUAAAAAGCGCAGGAAUUUUCAACCGGGGAUAACAAUAAAAGUAUAAAAAGAUUAUUGCCGGAGGUCUCGAACUCUUUUUCGAUAAAAUAAAGAAGGAGAGAAAAAAAAAAUAUACAAACCACGGUGCAGAAAAAGCUAGUUGUGCGGGAAAGCUCGCAAGCUUCUGGCACCGCGAGGUAUCGAUUGCCGGCGUCUCACGAGCUUCAAGAGGAUGGUCUCUUUCGAAUAGAGCGUAAAACGGGCGCUGAGGGUGACUUAGGGGAAGCCACCACCAUAGGAAAAUCGAUACGAGCUUGAUCCACGCUAUUCGAAGGGCGCCAUGACGUCCAAGGCUGGCAGAUCCUACUCAGUGAGAUCUCCGCGGGUCGGAGGUCCGCUCUCUCAGCCACUCGCAAUGAUUCCCCCAACGAUGCACGGCCACGAAUUCAACCAACCCUUGUCGAGGGUGGUUAUGGUCCGCAAAACCGACCAGAGAACCUUCAGCAAGGGUCGCAGAGGCGGCGAACCGAUGCUAGAAACUGUCACCCGGGAAACGAUCGAACUUUUCAACGGUGGUAGAGCGGAGAGGAAAUUCACCUCCGAGACCAAAGACGUCGCCACCCCAAAGUCAAACAGCAUGCCUUCCCUCAGCGGAAGUGGAACGAAAAAGAAGGUUGUUGGCUUUGUUGACCAGUUUUCACCCGAAAGGUCACGAGCUGACUCGGUGCGAUCAAAGUCACCGCCAACGGCGUCACCGGCUUCACCAGGACCUCUGUCAGGCUCGUUUCACGGAAGUUUUCACGGCAGUCUUGGCAGCGAUGGAAUGUCAUGCAGCAGCGCGAGGUCCUCUUCGGCAUCGCCCGACUCGGCUCGCUAUUCAUCUUCCCAGAUCAGCAAACCAGAGAUUACAAAGACUGACAGCCGUAAAACAUCUCUGCGCAGAUCGGGUCCGUCGAAGGAAUUCCUCGACGCCUGUCUCGAAGCCCACAACGUUUAUCGUGCCCGACAUGGCGUUCCUCCUCUGCGAAUCAACAAACAGAUGUGUAAAUCGAGCCAAGACUGGGCAAACAUUCUGGCAGUUAAGGGUCGGCUAGAACACAGAACGAACAUUGACUACGGGGAAAAUUUAUUCUGCAUGUGGAGUUCAAAUCCAAAGAACAUUGUAAGCGGAGAGGAACCGGUCAACGAAUGGUACGCCGAAGAGGCGCAACAUCAAUACGGAAAGGAGCCAACGACCCUGAAGACGGGUCACUUCACGCAAGUCGUAUGGCGAGAUAGUUCAGAGCUGGGAAUCGGGAUGGCACGUAAUCGUAACGGGGAGAUUUACGUCGUGUGCAAUUACAAUCCGGCUGGAAAUUUCUUGGGCAGCUUUACUGAGAACGUUUUACCACCCGGUGAAGUUUGUACACCGAGGAAACUUGGCAGCGUUAACGCCCAAGUGAACCUCAUAAACGAGACGUCUUGGCAACAGGAAGCUCUGUUGGUCCACAACGAGUAUCGUAGAAGACACAGAGUUCCGGACCUCAAGCUUAACUCCGAACUGACAGCUGCUGCUCGGGCCUGGGCGGAGACUCUUCUACAAACGAACAAACUGGUUCACCAAUCCACGUCACCGUAUGGUGAAAAUAUUUACUCAAUGCACUGUUCGGACCCGAAACUCGUUGUCUCUGCGAGGGAAGUGGUUUCGAAAUGGUACUCAGAGAAAAAGGAUCACAAGUACGGAUCGGAACCAAGAGUUCUUAACACAUGUCACUUCACACAAAUAGUAUGGCGUAAUACAACGGACAUGGGAAUAGCGAUGGCUCGGAGGAACGGUACCUGUGUCAUAGUAGCCUGCUAUCAUCCUCGGGGUAACAUCGUUGGUCAGUUCACCGAAAACGUGCUGAAACCAAAGUGAAAAUUGAUGAGCGAUCCACGUUCCUCGUAGACCAGAUGGACGUAACUUGUUAAUAGUGUACCUAAGCCUGUAUUUAUAUAUAUUUAUAUAUAUAUUAUACAUAGAUAUUAUACACAUAUGCAUGUAAAGACCAUAUAUAGACAUAAUAAACAUUCCAUACAAGCAUA
Neodiprion virginianus is the source of this 2527-nucleotide messenger RNA. Its product is annotated as secreted protein PRY1-like. NCBI's taxonomy places the organism in Eukaryota, Metazoa, Arthropoda, Insecta, Hymenoptera, Diprionidae. The coding region runs from base 804 to 2360 and encodes 518 amino acids. The record is from RefSeq and is a predicted model, not a curated record. Gene Ontology annotation, cellular component: extracellular region. The transcript is spliced from 9 exons.